Molecule: messenger RNA, 1275 nt
Organism: Linum trigynum
Lineage: Eukaryota; Viridiplantae; Streptophyta; Magnoliopsida; Malpighiales; Linaceae
Source: the annotation of a GenBank genome assembly
ACCAAUGACUAAUGACCUUCCUUGUGAGGCUUCAUGGUAGUGGUUGGAAGGUGAAAGGAGGGUUAUCCAUUAUUGGCUAUUUGGGGAUGCCGGAACAGUUAUAGGCCUGUAUAGAAAGAUGCAACGUUGUUAUUUAAUCUUUAAUUUGGUGGAGCUACUGAAUGCAUAUGAUGCUUUGUGAAACAAGAGGACCUGUCAUGCUCAAAAAAGUUCUUAAUCCUAGAAGAUGAUAAAAUUUCUGAGGAAGCAAUCAGUAUGAUGACUAGUUCUGGGUUUUUUUUUAUCUCUUGCUCAUUUUUCUACUACAUAAUGCAACCAACUUACAUCAUCUGAAUGUUUCCUUCUACUUUUCAGCGAUAGUACCACUCAGGAAGCCAUGGUAGUCAAUAAAAAGUUGACCGAAGAAGAGAAAGCUACUCUUGAGAACAGAUUGAAACAAUAUGAGUCUACACUCAGCAUCUCCCCAAAGGAUCCGGUUGCACUUGAAGGAACUGCGGUAACCUUGGCGGAGUUGGGGGAAUAUACCAGGGCUGCCUCUUUGUUACAGGAUUUGGCAAAUGAAAAGCAAAAUGACCCUGAUGUUUACCGUUUGCUUGGAGAAAUUAAAUAUGAACUUAACGACUAUGAAGGCAGUGCUGGUGCGUACAGGAUGUCGGCUAAGGUCUCCAAAAGCACCAACUUUGAAGUUUUACGUGGACUUACUAAUGCACUGCUUGCGUCCAAGAAACCAGAUGAGGCUGUUAAAUUCCUAUUGGCUUCUCGAGAACGGCUUACAUCUGAGAGAUCAAGUGCAGCUGGGGCCAAAGCUGAUGAUGCACAAAUGAAGGAUCAACCAGAAGUCGUAGAUCCUAUUCAGGUCGAUUUGCUACUUGGGAAAGCAUACUCGGAUUGGGGGCAUAUCAGCGAUGCGGCAUCAGUCUACGAUCAGAUCAUCUCCAGUCACCCUAAUGAUUUUCGGGGCUACCUGGCAAAGGGAGUUUUACUGAAGGAGAACGGGAACCCAGGAGAUGCUGAAAGGAUGUUUAUACAAGCACGAUUUUUCGCACCAGACAAAGCAAAGGCCCUCGUUGAUCGAUACGCCAGGAAAUGAUCGAUUGACCGGACCAAUCUGUGCCAAUCGGUUUUGGUAGUUUGGGCACUUACUCGGGGGCAUAAAUUAGGUAAUGUCAUGUACCACGCCCCAUUUCAUGAGUUAACAAGUUCAUCCAUGAAUAGGAAACAGCCGCCAUUCUGCAAAACAGCAACGAGAGUCUGUAAUGAACGUCUUGACGCGUU